AUGAAAGUGCCGGCGAAGAAGCGAACUGCUGCAGACAAGGAGUCGUUGGCAGCAGCACAGAAGCUCGUGCAGUGGAGUGAUGCACGCUGGCGAGACCGGUUGAUGCAACUUUUCGAGUUCCUUGUCUUGUCUGCAGAUCCGCUCUUGGUUGGGAAGUCACGGAAGACAACCGUGGUGGGCUUCGACAGCCUCUCCCAGCUCCGCCGAAGCAUCCUUCCCAGGAUCAAGGACAUAGUGAAGAACGGCGGGGCUGCUUUCAAGAAGCAGCUCGUAGAGAUGCUGUCCACUUUGAAGGCCGAGGCGAGGGCAGACCUGCAGAAGCUGGAAAAGAGUGUCCUUGAUUCUCUGGAGCUUCCCGGUGAGAGCAACAAGAAGACCAAGAAGGCCAAGGACGAGGACGAGGACGUGCCUGGGAAGCCCUCCAUCUUCGACAAGUAUCGAAGAUCGAAGACAAAGGCCAAUCCAGAUGAGGACAGCACAGAGUGUGACAAGAGCGAGGCCAAUGACUCUGAGUUGACACAGCGGCUCCCCGGCAAGGGUGCGGCAAACAACGAAGACGAGAGUUCCUCGGAGGACGACGCUCCCGGCCCGGUACGCCGGCUUUUCAGCGAAGGAGAUGAUAGCGAUUUGUUCGGCAAGAUGUUCCCUGCUGCAGCGGUUUCGGAUGGCAAGGCUGCCAAGACUCCCAAGUCUAAGCCGGGCGACGAAGAGAAGAAGAAGAAGAAGCCAAUGGGUGGUGAUUUGGAAGAGAAAGUGGUGGAGCCGGAGCAGGGGCCGAAAGCCCUCGCUACUGGCUCGCAUGGAACGACUUCAUCCAAAGAGGCAGCUUUCAAGGCGCCAGCCCCGCCUGUCCUGAACACGGCCCAAGAGGUUCUCGAAGCUCCCGUCAACCUGGAGCUGCUGGAGAUGUUGUCCGACGUUGUCUCUGCCCACCUUCCUCGAGAGCAGGACAGUGCUGCCUUCUUUGAUCUGCUGGCUGCCCUGGGCUGCACAGACCCAGCGACCUUGCUGUCCAAUCUGGACAAGUGGAUCGCUGCGAAUGGCGGCCAGACGGUACGCCAUGCCAACUUCUUCAUUGCCAAUUCCGGCUCCCGACAGAAGUUCCAGCGGCUGAGCUUCUCCCAAAAGCUGGCCGUUGCCAAUGCGAUCAAGACCAUCAUCGACGGCAAGGAUAAAUGA
Molecule: messenger RNA, 1179 nt
Organism: Symbiodinium sp. CCMP2456
Lineage: Eukaryota; Dinophyceae; Suessiales; Symbiodiniaceae
Source: the annotation of a GenBank genome assembly